CGCGAGGAGCGCGGCGCGGCCGCCGCGUGCGCGAGCCGGGUUGCAGCCCAGCCGGGACUUUCCAGCCGGCGGCGGCGGCGGCCGCCGGCCCUUCCCCGCCCCCCGACAUGGGGCUGCCCGGGGAGCAGGACGCUGCGGACCGCGGCGGAGGACGCGCCCGGCGCCCCUGAGCCGGUCGGCGGCGGACCGCGGGAAUUUCUCUUUUCUGAAAUGGAGUCGAGUAAAAAGAUGGACUCCCCUGGUGCCCUGCCGACCAACCCACCGCUAAAACUGCACCCUGACCGCACCGCCGGGACACCAGUGUUCGUCCCCGAACAAGGAGGUUACAAAGAGCGGUUCGUGAGGACCGUGGAAGACAAGUACAGGUGCGAGAAGUGCCGCCUGGUGCUGUGUGACCCGAAGCAGACAGAGUGUGGGCACCGCUUCUGUGAGACCUGCAUGGCUGCUUUGCUGAGCUCCUCAAGCCCGAAAUGUACUGCGUGUCAAGAAGGCAUCAUUAAAGAUAAGGUGUUUAAGGAUAAUUGCUGCAAGAGAGAGAUUCUGGCUCUUCAGAUAUAUUGUAGGAAUGAAAACAGAGGUUGUGCAGAGCAGUUAACACUGGGGCAUCUGCUGGUGCAUUUAAAAAAUGAUUGCCAGUUUGAAGAGCUUUCAUGUGUUCGUGCUGACUGCAAAGAAAAGGUACUAAGGAAAGAUCUGCGUGACCACGUGGAAAAAGCCUGUAAAUACCGCGAGGCAACAUGCAGUCACUGCCAAAGUCAGGUUCCCAUGGUUACACUGCAGAAACAUGAAGACACCGAAUGUCCCUGUGUAGUGGUGUCCUGUCCUCACAAGUGCAGUGUCCAGACCCUCCUGAGGAGUGAGUUGAGUGCACACUUGUCAGAGUGUGUCAAUGCCCCCAGCACCUGUAGUUUUAAGCGCUAUGGCUGCAUUUUUCAGGGGACAAACCAGCAGAUCAAGGCCCACGAGGCCAGCUCCGCGGUGCAGCAUGUCAACCUACUGAAGGAGUGGAGCAGCUCCCUGGAGAAGAAGGUUUCCUUGCUGCAGAAUGAAAGUGUGGAAAAAAACAAGAGCAUACAAAGUCUGCACAAUCAGAUAUGUAGCUUUGAAAUUGAGAUUGAGAGACAAAAGGAAAUGCUUCGAAAUAACGAAUCCAAAAUACUUCAUUUGCAGCGAGUAAUAGACAGCCAAGCAGAGAAACUCAAAGAGCUCGACAAAGAGAUCCGUCCCUUCCGGCAGAGCUGGGAAGAAGCAGACAGCAUGCGGAGCAGCGUGGAGUCUCUCCAGAACCGAGUGACCGAGCUGGAAAGUGUGGACAAAGGUGCAGGGCAGGCUGCUCGGAACACAGGCUUGCUGGAGUCCCAGCUGAGCAGACAUGACCAGAUGCUGAGUGUUCACGACAUCCGCCUGGCCGACAUGGACCUGCGGUUCCAGGUCCUCGAGACUGCCAGCUACAACGGGGUGCUGAUUUGGAAGAUCCGGGAUUAUAAGCGGCGGAAGCAGGAGGCCGUCAUGGGGAAGACCCUGUCUCUCUACAGCCAGCCUUUCUACACCGGCUACUUUGGCUAUAAGAUGUGUGCCAGGGUCUACCUGAAUGGGGAUGGCAUGGGGAAGGGGACGCAUUUGUCGCUGUUCUUUGUCAUCAUGCGUGGAGAGUACGAUGCUCUGCUUCCUUGGCCAUUCAAGCAGAAAGUGACGCUCAUGCUGAUGGACCAGGGGUCCUCUCGGCGGCACUUGGGAGAUGCUUUCAAGCCAGACCCCAACAGCAGCAGCUUCAAGAAACCCACCGGGGAGAUGAAUAUUGCCUCUGGCUGCCCUGUCUUUGUGGCCCAGACUGUGCUAGAGAAUGGGACUUACAUCAAAGACGACACCAUUUUUAUUAAAGUCAUAGUGGAUACUUCGGACCUGCCCGACCCCUGACAGCCACCAGGGAGGUGGACUGAGCAGAAGGCAACUCCUCCGGGGGUUUGAACCGCUGUCUCCACCUAGGUCCUCGUGCUCAGAAGGGGACCUCGUGGGACAGAGGGAGCAGCAGAAGGCGGCCGCCGGCCAGAGGAGGAGCCACGCGUGAGGACGUGCUUGACAUGUUUUCUAAUAGACUAGCAACACUUCACUCUGAAGAAUUAUUUAUCCUUCGAUGAGAUAAAUACUGCUGUCAGAGAAGGUUUUCAUUUUCAUUUUUAAAGAUCUAGUUAAUUAAGGUGGAAAACAUAUAUGCUAAACAAAAAGAACCAUUUUUCUUCCUUAAACUUGAACAGCAAAAAAGAAAACACACACGCACACACACACACACACCUGGGGAUAGCUGGACAUGGCAGCAUGUUAAGUAAAAGAAGAAUUUAUGAAAUGAUAAUGCAAUUCUGAUAUAUUCAUUCUAAAAUUCAAAAGUGCAAUCUUGUUUCAAAUAUAGUAUAUUGUCUAUUUUUAAGGCCUCAUCUGGUCUCUGUUUUAAUAAUUUGUUUGUCAGAAGACCCUGAAGUACACCUAGGUCUUUUUUGAAAGUCUCUAAAUUCAGAAUCAUUUUUUAAGUUAAAGUUCGAAGAUAAUUGUUAUGCAAACAUUUUAUUUUAAAACGUUGAUAGACUGAUAUUUCUUGGAAGAAAAUGUAAAAUAUCAAACACUGGUUAUCACUUGUGAUAGGAAAGAGAAUAUUCAAUCUGUUGUUAUUUCUCGUUAGAAAUGUAAACCUUCAAUAUCUGUCGUAGUUAAUAACACUACUUCAAAAUUAUUAUGAAAGGAAAUUGCUCAUGGAUGCUGUGCAUCAUUUUCAGAUUUAUAAUUGUUUUCACCCUAAAAUAGGGCAUUAGUUGAACUUUGGAGUUCUAAACAAAAUCCUGUAGGUUUUUAAAAUUCUGCCCCAUGUGUUGAGACAAGCUCUCUAUUGCUGACAACUCCGACCUUCAGUGUCCAGUGUCCAGGGGUGGGCAGGUGACUUGUGCGGAAGGAGGCCACAGCAGAUGUGUUUCUUCAUCCUGUCAUAUUGCUGCAUUUUGUUCACGAUCUCCAAAUGCGACAUCUUGCCUAGAGAUGGUGGCAUACUGCUCAUGUGCCUUAGGUGUGACAUGCUGCUUCUGGACCCUAGCUUUGUGUUCACUGCAACUCUAGAAAGUGGUAGUUUAACCAGACUUUUCUCUUGAUCACUAGAUCUUCACCUUUUCAAGGGCCCUCAGACAGCCCUGUACCUGCUGAGGAAGUCAGGCUCCCAUGUCCGCUCUGGAGCCUCCACUCUUAAUUAUCACAGAUUCCAAAUCUCUGGGCCCCAAAAGUGAGCGCCUAGGCCAAGCAUGGCAGGAGCUGCCUGUCUCCCUGCUAUGGAGCCCCUGCCACUUGAAGCAGAACCCUCUCUGAGCAUUCCAGAGACUGCCACUCCGGGGGCUGCCUGGCUGGGCCACGGCAGGUACCCGCGACCACCACCCUCUCAGGAAGGGUGGUCUCGGGGUUCGUCGCCCCAGCCUGCAGCUGCCCAAGUGGCACCUUCGUAACACUGUUUACCUUCUCUCCAUGGUCCAACUGUGAUAGAAGCCGGAGCGCUGCCUCCUUGUGCCCCUUUGCUAUGCACCACGCUUCAUGGGUGCUCUUUCCACUGACGGGUGCUACACGUGACGGGUGCUUCUUAGGCAAAACCAAUGUGUGUGACCACCGCAUCUGUGCCACUCAUCCAAAGGACGCGCCCGCGAUUGGCCAGCUGGGCCGUGCCUCCAACUGCCUGCCUCUGGGCUCCCCCACCGUCGUGUGGGGACGACUGGGUUGGUGCCCGGCGGCCCCCAUGGCUCUGGUGCUGCCACCUGCCCUGGGUGUGCCUUUGCCCCAGUGCCUGCUGGGAGUGCCCUCCCCUCGCACACCACCCCCUGCUUCUGGAAGUGACCUCACCGGUCCCAAGCACCUGCCCUUCCAGUUACGAUGCUCAGCUGUCCCCACCUUUCCUUUGUCCACCCCUCAACCCCCCGAUUGCUCUGAGGGCGAAUCUCUGUUACCGGUUCUGCCCAUGAAGGAAUCGUGUGUCCCUGCUCAAAGGCAGGACUUCCUGCAGGUGCGCAGAACCACUGUUCCCCGAAGGUGUCCCCAGCCUCCUCCAAGCCUUGCCCUGUUCUAUCCUGGGGACCCAGAGGAGUGGGGAUGCCUGGCAGCCCCUGCCUGGCCUUAGAUGGCUUUCUUGAGGCCAAGGGUCACCAACAGGGACAUGCUUGUGACUCCUUCCCCCUUCACUAGGAAUACAGACAGUAUUAAUGAAUUUGGAAUAAGCAGUAUCUUGGUCUGGUAAAAAAAAAAAAAAGUUCUUUCUGUUCCCCUGGUUGAAAUCCCGUCAGGUGGGUUGCCUAGAAGCGUCGUUCCCUGGCCCCACCCAGACAUGCUCUGGUGGGAGGCGCUGGGCCCUCCUGGCGCCCUCCAGGGUGCCCGUGGACAUGGCUCGGGAGCAGACCCCAUCCCCAGGAAUGAGGAGGUGCCGCGGAAGCUUCUCCCUAGCGCUGGAGAAUAGCUGGAGGUAAUAGGUCAGUGCCUUCGGCCACUGACUGUGCCACCUCCCUCCCCCGCAUGGGACCCUGCCGGGGCACUGCGUCCUGAAGGCCCCCGUGUGUGACGUGGCCCUGACAGCACGCAGCUCCAUCCCGACUCCUCGUCCCCCCGUUUGGUGCUCGCCCCCGAGGGCUGCCUUGGGCUGUGGUCUCCAUGCAGCUGAAGCCCGCCGCCCGCCCUGGAGCACCAGCCCUCCCUGCUUCACGAGGUGUACGUGGUGCGUAUGGGGCACGCUCCCAGUUGCUACAGUGGCCAAAUCCCCUAUGGGACAAAACUGUUCCAGUGCUUUGGAGAAACCAGCACUGAGUGUCUGCACAACGAAGCCACUUGGCUUCCCCAUACACCUCAUGCCAGAAGGGACAAUAGCUUCCCGUCUCCAUCUGCUGCUGUCUGGACACGUGCCCGCCGCGGCAGGGCCGGGUCACCGGGGCCAGGUGUCCCUGACAGGUGGGGGGGGCGCCUGCUCUGGAGGGCUCAGCAUGUUCGGUGUGCGCGAGGCGCUUCUUCCGCGAGGUUGGGGUCUGGGUGGCUGGCGCAUUUGGCUCUUCAGGACUAGACCCGCCCACAGGUGGGCUGGAAUAUGCUUAACUGGGCCUAUUUUCUAAGUUGGAUUUCUGAGUUUCCUGGGUACAUUUGUAACAGAGGAGACAAUAGGAUUUCAUGUAAAUUUUCUAAGACCUGCCAGGCAAGGGUAGCACCGACUGCAGAGUCACCAGCGUGCGCUCACUGUGCAGGUGGACAGAGGAGAUGGCCACUGUCCCCGGCCCAUUCCGUCUGUGAGGCGGCCAGGUGAGCAGGGAGCCCAUGGCCAAGCCCCUUCCCUCCUCUCACCUUCCCUGGUUCUGUCUGACCUGGCGGUUCCCUGCCCUGGGACCCCUGAGGGCCGUGGUGUGCAGGAGAGCUGUCCCACGGGCGACCACCUCCAGCGUGCCCUUCAGGAGCUGGCCAGAGGCCAGGGGGGCCUCUGGCAGAGCCGACACCCCGAGGUUUUCCCUGGACCGCUGUGACUCACCUCGGUGAGGAUGGCCGGUCCCUUCCCAGACAGCCCAUCCCUUCCAGGGGCCUCAGCCGCAGGGCCCGUCACUCUCAGCAGUGUCGUGGUGGUCCCGCGGGCAGGCCUGCAUCCCACAGCUGGGGGCACCACCUGGCAGAGGAGAAGGUGUCCAGACAGAGCCCACAGCACAGCAGGGACAGCCCAAGGGACGGGGGGAGAGGGCAGGACCCAACCCACACUCCGGGGAGCCGAGGCCACACCUCCGUGCACCCGAGGGGGUGGCCCUGGCACAGGUCCGGGCCCAGCAUCUCUGCCGCCUCCACAGGGUUGGUCAGGACCCAACUCAAGGGGCCCCUGGCCCAAACCACAUCCCCCAAAACGCUUCCCUCUGGUAAUGGCCAGUGUGGGAAGGGGCUCGGGCAGAGCUGUAAAAUGCCAUUUCCUCCUAGUCCAGAUGUAGAAGCAGAGGAGAGCUAGGCAGCUGCCAGGCGCCCCUCUGCACCUGUGACUGGGUGGGCGAGGGUCCGCCGCCCCGUCUGCUGUCCAGCCCCGCACCGUGGUUCUGCCUCUCUCGGCGCAAAUCUCGACAGUGCUGUUUUCCAAGUAGGACGUGUCCCCUGGGGUCUUGUCAGAGAGGUCAGUGUGAGGCUCCAGGGCCAACAGGCCGGAGUGGGGAAGGGAGCACCCUGGGGGCGUCUCCCCCCCAGCCGCCCCACCUCACCUCAGGGGGCCCAGUCUCCGGCCCGUGGGUCCGGCUGGAGGAGGCCCCAGGGGCACCGAGCCGCGCUUGCAUUUCAUUUCUCCCGCUGCUGCCGUCUCUCUAGUCUGCCUUGUGAACUCUCGCAAUGAAGGAGGUGAAAGUCCAGGAUGGCUGUCCCACUCCUGCCGUUAGUGGUGAUGGGUUUUUUAUAACUCAGUCCCCUUAGAAAAGUAAGAUAACCUUCAACAGCAAACUAAAUGACUUAAUUGGUAAACACAAAAGCCUGUAUUAUUUCCAAGGAUUUAUAUAAGAAUUAACUGUAGAAUAUCAUCUGUGAUCAAGGAAAUGUGUAAAUCCAUGUAGACAAUUGUGUAACAUUUUUAGAAUUGUGUUCUUUCUCUGAUGGCACACCUCUUGGUUCAGUUCUAUUACCCAAAAACAAAGACCAAAGAAGGCCAAUCUCUCAUUUAACUCUGUUUUUAAUCAAUCUGCCUGUUUUAAAAAUUGCCGUCUGUAGUAACCGCUCGCUGUGAGGACCCAUCUUGACAGUCCAAGUGAUUGUGACCAGUGAUUCAUGUCCUGUUUUUCUGCUCUUCUAAGAAAAAACAACAAAAAGACAGUAUGUUAUUGCUCAGCAAUAAUCAUGUUGUUAAUGCGAGUUAACAACGUGUCUAAUCUUCUGAUAGCAUUAUUAUGUUUUAUAUUUUUGUUUACUGUAUAUUGUGUGUGGUUUUAUUUGGUAUUUAUUUGUGUUUUGAGGUCUUGCAAUGUUUUUGUGUUUCUGAUGCUAAUAACUAAAGUCUGUAAGAGUGUAGAAUGCAAAACUUUGAGAUGCUAAACUGUUUUAUUAGAGGAAAAUAAAUCUGACUAAGGA
Messenger RNA from Manis javanica (Malayan pangolin), 7080 nucleotides. It is a transcript of the gene TRAF3, whose product is annotated as TNF receptor associated factor 3. Gene Ontology annotation, biological process: Toll signaling pathway; regulation of canonical NF-kappaB signal transduction; regulation of defense response to virus. Gene Ontology annotation, molecular function: tumor necrosis factor receptor binding; zinc ion binding. Lineage: Eukaryota; Metazoa; Chordata; Mammalia; Pholidota; Manidae. Gene Ontology annotation, cellular component: cytoplasmic side of plasma membrane; plasma membrane signaling receptor complex. The record is from RefSeq and is a predicted model, not a curated record.